Amphibalanus amphitrite is the source of this 2262-nucleotide messenger RNA. Its product is annotated as RNA polymerase II subunit B1 CTD phosphatase Rpap2-like. Gene Ontology annotation, molecular function: RNA polymerase II CTD heptapeptide repeat phosphatase activity; RNA polymerase core enzyme binding. The record is from RefSeq and is a predicted model, not a curated record. The transcript is spliced from 7 exons. Lineage: Eukaryota; Metazoa; Arthropoda; Thecostraca; Balanomorpha; Balanidae. Bases 160 to 2154 code for a protein of 664 amino acids. Gene Ontology annotation, cellular component: nucleus; cytoplasm.
AAACACAAAAGUUAAUACAAUAGUCACGUGGGUGUCAGGAAAUGUCACAGGUGUGUCAAAUUUGUGACUAGGACUUUACUUUCAAACAUCGGAUCUACCUGUUUCUUAUAGGUAUCUUGGGCUGAAUUUCAGGUUAAUUAUCACAUUUUUGGAUCCAUUAUGGAGGCCCACCAGCUUCCCAAGCUAACAAAAAGGCAGAAAGACAUUCUUGCUGCUGCUGAAAAGAAGCGUUUUUGCGACCAGCGAGCUCUUCAUAUUGUAGAGCUGCUUAUUGAGCCAGUCAUCAACCCUGUAUGGCUUCUUCAUCAGCUGCAGUUUAUUAACCAGCAGCACUAUGAUGACGUCACAGAGGAGCGCUCCUGCACUGGCUGCUGCGGCUACCCGCUCUGCGCUAAUCGGCUAGGCCGGGUGGCCGAGCACCAGUUCCACAUUUCCACAAUUACCAACCGCAUCUACGACAUGUCAGAGAGGAAGAAAUACUGCAGUAAUGCAUGUUUCCGCGCUUCACGACAUCUGAAGCCUCAAAUUCAGACCAGCCCCCUCUGGCUCCGGGACAAGGAGCCGCCGCCCGUCUUCAGACUGCUCAAAAAGGAAAACAACGAAAAGGGUGUGGCCGGUGACGUUGUGGAACUGGGCGUGGCACGUGCGCCGGCCGACGAGUCACCUCCGUCUGAGAUAACUACCAAUGAGGUGGCAACAAGCAUGAUGCAUCAGUUUGACGAGCUGUCGGAACAGAUCAGAGACCUCGGCCUGAAACCGGAGGAGGAGCGGGGGAAGCCGGAGGAACGCGGAGCCAGGAAGCAGCGGCGACCUUGUCUGAGGCGGCCCUCAGGAGCAGAGAGUGAAGGAGGGAGGGUAGAGAGAAAGGUAGUGCAGUAUGAGGAGAGUGCGAAGGCAGAAGGGAGCGAGGGAGAUGAGAUAGAGAGAGUGUGUCGGAUACAGGCGAAUAAUAAUUCAGCUGAUGAAAGGAGGGAUGACAAGCCGAUGAAGGAGGAAGAGUCGAAAAAGUGUGUAUCAGAAGAAGUUACAUGUCCUCAGAAAAUAGAGAACGAUGACAGAGCCGACAAAGCUACAUCUCUCGAUGAAGCUUCGUGUCGACAAGAUCCUGCCGACAAUCCGUCCGUGCUGCCUUCCUCCCCUGAACAAACGGCACGAUCAACGCCAGCGCCCCCGACGCCCCCGGCCGUCCCCGCCGUCUCACAGACGUCUGGUUUCAAGCGUCCGGUGCGCGCUGCGCGGCGGCAACAGCAUCCUCUGAAGGUGGUGGAGGCUCGUCUGCUCGACUGGCUCUCGGACCGGACUCCGGUCGCCGCCGCUGCACCGCUUGCUGAUCCACUGCGGGUGAAUAUCCCGUCAGCCGCCGCCGAAGGCUCUACAGGCUAUGAAAGCCCGUCUGGUGGCACCCCAGACACCCCCGUCCCACUCGCUCCUGUGCUCAGCCCGGAGGAGGCGGCGGCGCGGAACCGGGCGCUGCUCGCCUACCUGCAGGGCCAGGUGCGCGUCCCGGCCGCGGCGCCGCCCCGGCCGGCCGCCCCCGCCCAGGUGACGGAGGAUGGCCGCCCGCUGCCGCCCGAGCCGCUGCUCGAGUCUCAGGAUAAGCAGCGGCGACGGAUCGUCAACGACCACCUCGGCAAGGCCACGGCCCGGCUGCUGCCGCUGCUGGGGCUGCUGAUGUCUGACGUCACGUUACCGCUGCGUCUCCUGGUGGCCAGUUUCCGCCUGACGGCCACCAACGUCACAAUGACGCCUAGCCAGUGGACCCUCGCCGCCGUCGUCCUGCUCAACUGUCUGCUGCAGCUGCACCCCGACCUGGCGGCGCUGGCCAGGGACGCCGAUGUCGCCUUCAGCCGCGCGCUGCAGCCGUUGCAGACGACCCCCGCCAGCCUGGACCGGCUGACCGGUAGGCUUAUGGAGCUACUCGGGGAGCGGUAUAGCGACUCCGGCGCGGCUAAAGGGCCCGAGAGCCGAGAGGUAAAGAAGGCAGACGCGGCGGCUGAGACGACCCGCGGUACGGAAGGUGGGGAAAAGGCUGGGGAAGGGACCGGGGCAAAGGUUGGUACAGAAACUGGGAUAGAGGCCACUGAGCCUGGGGCAGAGACUGGCGCGGAGCCGGGCUCGCCUGUAGCAUUGACCCGGACACGGACUUCUGACUGAAUGUGCUGAUCUGCGUCAUUUGAUCGAAUUGUCGAUGGCUAUUAGAACUGACUGCUGCAUUGUGAUAGAUAAAUGGCUUCCGUAAUAUAUGUAAUUUUUGUAAGUUAA